This is a messenger RNA of Nannospalax galili (Upper Galilee mountains blind mole rat), 1974 nucleotides long. RefSeq names its product solute carrier family 22 member 1 (gene Slc22a1). NCBI's taxonomy places the organism in Eukaryota, Metazoa, Chordata, Mammalia, Rodentia, Spalacidae. The record is from RefSeq and is a predicted model, not a curated record. The coding region runs from base 168 to 1832 and encodes 554 amino acids. The transcript has 11 exons. Gene Ontology annotation, biological process: transmembrane transport. Gene Ontology annotation, cellular component: membrane.
GGGGCAAAAGGUUAUUUCUGGUUGGGUGCCUUCCAGAUGUUUCGUGCUUGGGCAGCAACUUCGUUGAAAACCACCCCAUUUCAAAGAUCUUUAAAUGAGACGUCGCAGGCAGCUCUGGUGGCAGCCCCAAGCAGAUCUAGCCACAUUGGUGAGGGCAUUGCCCAGCCAUGCCCACCGUAGACGAUGUUCUGGAGCAGAUUGGGGAGUUCGGCUGGUUCCAGAAGCAAGCCUUCCUGCUGCUAUGUCUGAUCUCGAUCGCCUUAGCCCCCAUCUACGUGGGUAUCGUCUUCCUGGGCUUCACCCCUGACCACCGCUGCCAGAGUCCAGGGGUGGCCCAGUUGAGCCAGCGAUGUGGCUGGAGCCUGGCAGAGGAGCUGAACUACACGGUGCCAGGCCUGGGGGCUGCGGACGAGACCUUCCUCCACCAGUGCAUGCAGUAUGACGUGGACUGGAACCAGACCAGCCUUGACUGCGUGGACCCUCUGUCCAGCCUGGCUGCCAACCGGAGCCACCUGCCUCUGAGCCCCUGCCAACACGGCUGGGUGUAUGACAUGCCCGGCUCCUCCAUUGUCACAGAGUUUGACCUGGUGUGUGGUGAGGCUUGGAAGGUGGACCUCUUUCAGUCCUGCGUGAACCUAGGCUUCUUCCUCGGCUCCCUGGGCGUGGGCUACAUCGCGGACAGAUUUGGACGAAAGCUGUGCCUCCUAGUGACCACCCUGAUCACAGCCCUGUCAGGCGUGCUGACAGCCGUGGCCCCCGACUACACAUCCAUGCUGCUCUUCCGCUUGCUGCAGGGCACGGUCAGCAAGGGCAGCUGGGUGUCCGGCUAUACCCUGAUCACAGAGUUUGUCGGCUCUGGCUACAGAAGGACUGCUGCGAUCUUGUACCAGAUGGCCUUCACGGUGGGACUAGUGGGGCUCUCCGGGGUGGCCUACGCCAUUAGGGACUGGCGCUGGCUCCAGCUGGCGGUGUCUCUGCCCAUCUUCCUGUUCUUGCUGUAUUACUGGUGUGUACCAGAGUCCCCUCGGUGGCUGUUGUCCCAGAAGAGAGCCACUCAAGCCGUGAGGACAAUGGAACACAUUGCCCAGAAGAACGGGAAGUUACCCCCUGCUGAUCUGAAGAUGCUCUCUGUGGAGGAAGAUGGCUCCGAAAAGCUGAACCCUUCAUUUGCAGACCUGUUCCGCACACCCAACCUGAGGAAGCACACUCUUAUCUUGAUGUACCUGUGGUUCAGCUGUGCUGUGCUCUACCAAGGCCUCAUCAUGCAUGUAGGGGCCACGGGCGGGAACCUCUACCUUGACUUCCUUUACUCGGCUCUGGUGGAAUUCCCUGCAGCCUUCAUCAUCCUCGGCACCAUUGACCGUGUGGGCCGCAUCUACCCGAUGGCUUUGUCGAAUCUUGUGGCUGGGGCAGCCUGCCUCAUCAUGAUCUUUAUCCCACAUGAACUGCACUGGUUGAACAUCACCCUUGCUUGUCUUGGCCGAAUGGGAGCCACCAUUGUGUUACAGAUGAUCUGCCUGGUAAAUGCUGAGCUGUAUCCUACGUUCAUCAGGAACCUGGGGAUGAUGGUGUGUUCUUCCCUGUGUGACCUGGGUGGGAUCUUUACCCCUUUCAUGGUCUUCAGGCUGAUGGAUGUUUGGCAAAACUUGCCCCUCAUUUUGUUUGGGGUUUUGGGCCUGACUGCUGGGGCAAUGACGCUGCUUCUUCCAGAGACCAAAGGUGUGGCUUUGCCUGAGACCGUUGAAGAUGCAGAGAACCUCCAGAGGAAAUCAAAGACCAAAGAGAACACGAUUUACCUUCAGGUCCAAACGGGCAAAUCUGUGGGCAUCUGAGAAGGACACUGAACCAGAAGCUGUGUGGCGGAGACAAAGUGGGACUCGCUGGAAAGUCUCAGAAGCCCUCACCUUCCUGUACCCUUCUACAUGUUUGCCUGCCCCCAAACUGAUAUCAGUCUAAAGCGUUUUCUGAAACGUC